AUGAUUUAUUAUCUUAAAAGCCUAUAUCUCGAAAUUCUUAAUAAUAUGCAAAAAUCCAUAAUUAAAUCCAAUAUGAAAAAGCACAAACCAAACCAAAAACAGAACAUCAGCAUUUCAAUUUUUGAUACUUUAGAAUCCCUUCAAAUUUCUGGGCAACUUUUAACAACCAAGCUUGACCCUCAUUUUUCUAAGCACCUAUCCAAGCUCCUCUCUGAAUAUCAGCAGCUUCUUUUAACUCUUUUGUCUGAAAAGAACCAGUUUGAACUUAAAGUAUUUUUUAUUUAGUGCCAACAACUAGCUGAAAGUUUAUUAGAAGUCAAAGAAGCAGAAAUUAAAUUAAAAAAUAAACUGAAUAAAAAGCAAACUUUGUGAAAUGCAAAGGAACAAGAAAUGCUUGAAGAAGUAGAAAUAUCCUGCAGUAGAAUAAUUUAUAUAAAAAAAAAAGAAUUUUCUGAUAAAAAUGCAGGAUUUUUAAUUAUUGAGGGAAAGAAUAAUUAAAAAACAUUUAGAAGAAGGAAAAGAUAUGUGGACUGAGCAACUAAAAAAAAUAGAAGAAGCAAUGAAAGAACAGGAAAGAGAAAAACAAAAAUUAAGAUCAAGCUACCAGAAGAGGCUAGCUGAUAUUGAUCAAGAAUUGGACGAAAUUAUGCAUUUGCAUAGACAAAAGCUGGAUAAACCUAUAAAACUUGGUGAUAUUUUGCCAAGUCUGUUUUCUCAAGAAGAACUGCAAGAGGAAAAGCUAGUUGCCCUUGGAGAAAUUUCUGAAAGAAAAAAUGAAGACAUCAAUAUACCCAAAAUCACAGAAAACUCAGAAAAAUUCGAUAUUGAGUCAAAAUCAAGCUUGGAUAUUUCUAUUGAUAAACUAGAUUUAAAAGGAACUCAGAAAAUUGUAUAUGAAAAAUUAAUUGAGCUGAGAAGGAGAAUUCAUAAAUUUAGGGACGAAGACAGCUGUUUGACUAGUGAAGAAGGCACUCUAGACUCCUUGCCUUCAGAUUUAAAAUCCAUCAGCCCAUCUCAGCUAGAAAACUCACGAAAAACCUCAGCAGCCUCAGAAAUUGAAUAUGGAAAAACUGUCCCCGAAGCCAAAAUUAUUGCUGCAGUCUCCUCUAAGCUGCUUAAAUUCGCAGGGGUCGUUUUUGGAGGAAAAGGCAGCAAUAAAUACAGAAAAGAGCUGACAAAGCAGCUAGGAUCUGAAAAACUGUCUAUUGAAGAAAGAGAAGACAUCGUUUUUAACUUAAUUCAUGAAGAAGGGACUAUAAAAAAGCAUGAUGCUCAGAUUAAAGAGCAGCAAAAUGAAGAAGUUUCUAUAAAUAAGGACGAAAAAGCAUGGGAUAAUAUAUCAGAAAUUCCUUCAGAAAAAAACAAGGAUUUAGGCUUGUCACAGGAUUUAGAAAAUUUAUUUUCACACGAAAAUAUUCAUGAAAGCUCUAGCUCAGAGGAGGAGGAGGAGGAUGCAGAAGAAGACGAUAUAAUUGAUUUUAGUGAAAUUAAAGUUAAAAAUGUUAAAGAAGAAGAAGAAAAAAUUGAAGAAAUUCAGCAAGAAAAACCAGAAGUUCGUGAAGAAUAUUCUGAAAAUUCAGUGAAUAUUUCAAAAUCAAUUAUAAUUCCUCCACAGUCUGAAACUGUAAUUGUCACUUCUAUACAGUCACCAAUCCUGAAACCCUCGAUAAUUGAAACAAAUACACCUCUUUUUGCUUUAGAAGCAGAAGAAGUUAUUUCUUCAAAGAAAAAGUUCCAGCAAAACCAAAGGGAGCCUGAUCUCGUGAAUUUAAGUAUAGUAAACGAAAGCAACAUAUUCUUUAUCCCGACUCUUUCUCUAAGCCAAGAAAGGUCUAGUUCUCGUGUGCGCCAAUCAUCUAGAGUCCAAUUACAGCCUGAAGAAGAACUGCUGAGACGGCCUAAAAUCAAUACAUCUCAAGACGAAUCUUCUGCUGCUUCUCUGCCUAAAAUUUCUGAUGAAAUUGUUCCAAUAGUAAUUUCAAGCCACCCUUCAAAACAGAAAAUUGAUAGAAAACCUAUAUCUAUGAUGAGCAAACUUCCUAUAAUACCGAGACCACCUUUAGAGCCUCCUAAAAAAAUACUAAAUGUAAGAGGAAGGUCACAUCAGCCUAUAAAUCCGACCCAAAAUAGAGCUCCUGGAUCUCCACCAGCUCGAAGAAAAGCUGACAGCGAAAUCAGGUCUGCUUCGCCUACUCUUGCUAAUAGAUUCAGGAUGAAGAGAUUCAGGGACAAAGGAAUGCCAGCCUUCAAAUUAGGCAAAGGGUUUUCAAACCCUGCACAGCCUAUUAUUGCUCGACAUGUGAAUUUGAAUAAUAUAAAAGUUAUAGGAGUUUUCUCUAUAUGUCCCGAUAAGGACCGUGAGUUCUCCAUGGAAUCCCUCAGCUGGUUGAACCAAACCAAUGCACUGAGUUGGUUUGACUAACAGAAGGAUUCCACGGAGAACCCACGGCCCUAUCGGGCCAUAUAGGAAAAACUCCUAUAUCUAA
Blepharisma stoltei is the source of this 2486-nucleotide messenger RNA. Lineage: Eukaryota; Ciliophora; Heterotrichea; Heterotrichida; Blepharismidae. The record is from the annotation of a GenBank genome assembly.